UUGGAAGCUGUUUUUCGGUGAAGAGAAUCUGAUUUUCGGCUCGAAAAAGCGAGUUUCAGUCGAAAAUUUAAGAAUCAUUUCCCUUGGAAUCUUUCCAAACCGUGGUUGUUUAUUUUCCCCGGCUUUAAUCGGUUUAUUCACUCUCAGUUUCUUUGUUCGUCGUGUUAUUUUCGAUUCGAUGCUGUGCCCUGUACAUCAGUGGUGUAAAAGUGCAUUAUUUUAGUGUUUUGAUUUUAUUUUGAUAAAAAUGGACAGUGAGCAAGCAGAAUGCGAUGUAAAGCCGUAUUUCGACGAUAGUGGAUGUGUUCAGGACGGGUCUCCUAAGAAGACAGCCAUGGAGAACGGCUACACCAGACAAGCAAUGUUGUUGGACUUGUCCGAUGAUGUCUUGCUCUGCAUCCUCAAGUUUUGCUCUCCACAUGAUCUGAAGGCUUUGGGAUUCACCUGUUCUCGCCUGGGCUCGCUGGUGCUGGACCGGUCGUUGUGGUGCCACGUGGACGCGCGGGGGGUCGGCUACGGCAAGGAUCGCACGCAGUGGCUCCUCACGCAUGCGCUGCACGAGGGCACUCAGGAACUUCAUCUUAGUGGGUUCGCCAGCCAGGCGAGGGGAUGCCUGGGGUACGUGAACAAGACUCGCAAGCAAGUUGAGGAAGAGAUAUCUCGUCAGACGAGAGACGGGCGCGGCGAUGGUGACAAUAACAACACCAGAGAACGCGCUGACAGCGACCCUACGGAGGAGCCCCAAGAGGGUAGCCCGGAGCCCGCAGAUGCCCCGGAGCCUCCGUACCCGUUGUUCCGACAACACGCGAGGCUCCACAUCAACGCGCAUCAGCUACCUCGUAUGAGCGGGUCUCCGACGUGGCAUGAGGAGUCGGACUCAGAGUGCGGCCCCGCGCCUCCGCCGGCCGGCCCCCCCGGCCCCCCCGGGGCCCCCGCCGCGUGCGCAGGGCCGCACUUCACGGUGACGUCACGCUCGCUGCGGCAGCUGCGCGAGCGCUGUCCACACCUCACCUCCCUCACGCUGCUCGACUGCAACAUCAACUGCAACAAGAUGAGCAUCAGCAACUUCCCGCCUACAUUGAAAAAAUUGUCCCUGCGCGGUACUAAGUGCUACAACUUACCACUGGACAAAUCCUUCCUGUUCAAAAUACACGACUAUCUACCCUUAUUGGAGUACCUGGACUUGUCGGAGUGCUCGUGGCUGGAGCCGGCAGCGUUGCUCCCGCUCAGCAAGAUAUCCACCCUGGACACACUGCUGAUGAAAGACUGCCCCGGUAUGACCGAGUUCGUGGCCUAUGUCUCCCUGGCUACCAGAUACGGCUUCCGGAAACUCCGAGUGCUGGACUUCCGCGGCUCGCCGGUGGCGGACUCGGAGGUGUCAGCGCUGGGCUGGCUGCCGGCGCUGCAGCAGCUGCUGCUGGCGGCGCCCGCGGCCCGGCCCGCGCCGCCCACGCACCAGCACUACCAAGGGGACCCCGCCGCCGCGCGCACUGACACCGACGCCUGGGAACUGCAUGAACCAGACCACUACAAGGGCAGGCAGCGCUCAGCAUCACAGUCACCGGAGUACAUAGACGAUCAUGGCGACCAGGACGUGAUCGAGCUGGUCGCCACGGCUCCGGCCGGCCGGGUUGAGCAGGACGCCAUUGAGCGGGUCGAGCACGACGUGGUCGCCCAGAUGGAGCAGUUACGACAGCGAUUGGAUGAGCCAUCAAACCAUAUUAGCAUUGAGGUCUUCGCCAAUCCUCGUUUCCAAGUGCAAAGGGCCCCUGAUCCGGCACAGCCUCAGGAAUCUCGGGAGUCCGGAGAUGCCACAGAGCCCCCACCAAAACGCAAAGUGGAUAACCCCACCCCAUCUGACGACUCAGAGCCCGGCCCUUCCAAACGCACGAAGCCAGAUGACAGCCCUAAAGAUAAUAAAGAUACCUCCAAUAAACAGAAAGCAAGGAAACACCUCCCCGAUUGUUGCAAUGAUGGACGACUGAGCAUUGAAAUUACCUUCGGUUUUUCUGAAGGCUCGAGCCUCAGCGGAGUCCAAGAUAAGACUAAAAUGAGGAAGACUAUAAGAAUAGAAGAAGGUAGUAAUAAGAAAGAAAGCGAUGAAAAAGAAGAAAAUAAUGAUAAAAAGAAUGAUAGUGAUAACACUGAAAGUGUAAAAGUUGAAGAUGGUAAUAACCAGCAAGAAACUGAUAAAAAAGAUGAAAAGGAACAGAGUGAUAAAAACGAUUGUGAUAAGACUGAAAACGUAAAAGUUGAAGAUGGUAGUAAAAAUGAAGAUAGUAAUAGUGAAAAGUUAAAAGAGCGUAAUGAAAACAGUGAUGGUAUUGAAAAGAUAAAAGCAGAAUCUAGUGUCAAAGAGGAACCUAAAAAAGAAGCGAAAGAAUCUGAUGAUAAAGCCAAGAGUCAUUCCGAUAAAUCAUCCGAUGACAACCAGUCAUCAGACAGUGGAAGGCCUAAGAGCAACAAAUCCAAUUCACCCACAAGGAAAUUCUGCAUUAGACCUAGCACAUCGAAAUAUAACCCCAUGGGAAAUGUAGAUGAACCACCAGCUAAGAAAAUCCGGACAAAGUUCUACGAUGCAAGAGAUAUAGAAGAUAGGACAGCGAAGGACAAUGAGAGAAUGGAAAACAAAGAUACGGAAAAGGAGCGCAGAUCCAAAGAUGAUAAAUCCACCGAUGAUGAUGCCAAUCCUGUUGAAGGACCUUCAGGGGGUGGAGAGGGAGCCGAUAGGGAGGGUAUGGUCCGUAUAGUGCGGAACCAGGACCCUGUAGUCAUACAGUGCCCUGCGGAGCGCAGACAGGACGCGCUUGUCGAAGCGAGACACCACGUCCUAUACGUUAAUUUAGGACAGCAACUCCACGCGGUGUACCGUCUACUACCAAACAGGAUCUUUAGACUGCACAACAAUAGAGAUCAGCGAAGCGCUUCUACAGAACGACUGGACUCCAGUUCCUUGGUAACCGACGCGGCUAUCCGAAGAUUCGGCCGCGCUGAUGGCGAGGAUGUCAACGUAGUUCACAUUGGACCGAACGGACCACAAGUUGGGGGGCGCGACACAAGUGGGAGGCCUAACAGGUCGAAUUUGAGGGUUCUGUCAGUAACAGGAUACAGAAGCAUCACGAACAGGAGUUUGGUACACCUGGUCACAGCGGCGCCGGAAUUACGCAUGCUGGAUUUUAGCAAUUCCGGAGUGACUGCAGAUGGAGUUGAGAAUUUCAGAAGCCUACGGCCUGACUGCGAAGUCGUAUUCAGCACUUAUAAAGAAGAUGAUGAUGAAGUAAAUAUUAUGAAUUAGUGUUAUUAUUAUAAAUGAUGUUCACCGGUUUUUCUCGAGCGGGAAUCGCCGGCUCGAUCUUUAUCUCAAGUGCAGUUUUCACUAGUACAGCUGGCUCGAACAUUAUAGACGGCGAUACGGCUCUAACAGAAAACUCGGUGAGGUGUGAGUGCCUAGUUCAUCCUGAUUUACCUCCGAAUUACGGUAGUCAGAAGUACAUCCAUCGCAAGAUGAACUAAGUACCCACACACAUCCACACAUACCCAUUCGAUCGUUCCAAAAAAUGUUCGUUGAGUUUAUGUAUAAAGUUAUAGCGCAGGCGUAUUACGAAAAUUUACUAAUAGCUCACUUCACAUAUAUAUAAAUGGGAACGAUCUUCGAAAGAAAAAUGGAAAUUAUAUUCUCGCCCAAAAACGCAUUUAUGCCCCAAAAAUGAAAAAUACGGAAUGUUUAAAGAUUAUAUUUUACAAUAACUAUUAAUAUAUACGCGCACAUAUAAAAAAAAUAUACUACACAAAUUAGCAUUGGCAACUAUUUUAACAAAAUAUAAGUGUUUAGAAGCUUUUUAGUCUUAGGCUUCGAUCGUACAGAGUAUAAAUGACAUCGUAACGAAAAUGAUUCCGAGUUGAUAUAAACCAGAAUUUUCCGCCACAAAAGUAUGGAACAGAAAAUAAUUUUAAAAAAUCACUUAAAUUUUCAUGAUUUUUCCGAGAGGAAAUUCCACUUGUUAUCAAUUCGGAAUCAUAGUCUGAAUCAUCCCUUCAGUAUUCGUUACGGUGUCACUAACACCCAUAUCUACUUGUAUGGCUACCUGUACGUACUUGUACGGGGUGUAAGUGACAUCGUAACGAAUACUGAGGGGGAUGAUUCAGCUCAUUAUUCUGAGUUAAUAUCAAGUGGACUUUUCCAUCGCAAAAAUAUAAUUAUAUAGAAUAUUUCAUUCAAAUCAUUUUCAAUUCCAUAACUGUAUAUUUUAUAGAAUUGAAUAGGAUUUUUUAAAUUAUUUUCAGUUCUAAAACUUUUGCUAAGGAAUUUAAUUUAAAAAAGUUCCGUCGGCAGUACAGUCAUGAGCAAUAUAAUGUACCCACUUUAGGACUCUGUCGCCCUAACAUAUAUUUGACAUUUAGUGAGACUUACAGUUCAAUUUGUCAAAAAAGUUAAAGUGACAUGGUACCAAAGUGUAUACAUAUUAAUGCUCGUGACCGUACAUAUACUAAAAUUGGAACGAUACAGAGAAGAUUAGCAUGGUCCCUGCGCAAGGGUGACACGCAAAAUCUUGAAGCGUUCCACAUUUUUUUAGGGUAUUAUACGGGUAUAUUGUAAUUUGAUUACCGGGUGAGAGCUUUCAGCGCUCCCCAUUUGUCCGACCAAGUAGUUAAUGCCAUCUGCGGCAAAUCUACAAUAAGUCACGUCAAAAAAAUAUGUAAUUUGAUUAGAUAUUAUUUGUAAUUUGACGAAAUGUUAUUUUCAUUGCUGUUUUCUUUGAAUGUUGUAAGCGUUGUCAGAACAAAUAACAAAUAAGGACUUCACAUUUUGAAAAAAAAAAUAACAUAAACUGAUCGAAUUUUGCGACAGAAAAUUCCACUUGAAUUUAACUCUGAAUCUGAAAAAUGAGCUGAAUCAUCCCCCUCAGUAUUCGGCACGGUGUCACAAUACGAUCGAAGGAGCUAGGACCCUGUUUUAUCAAUUAUUGAUAGUGUCUUCACAGUCUUUUUUGGGUUGAUAAGUGUCUAAGUGUAGUACUAUCCCUACAGACACUAGGCAGAUAAGCUCGAAGGCUAACAGCCAGUUACAUAUAUAACAUAAACAGCACAUAUUCGUGUAUGUUACCAGCUAGUUGUCAUUCAUAAUGGUGCUCCCACACUUGCCGUUAGAAAAUGUUUGUAAACAUUUUAUAACACCAAAACAUUUACUAACAAAUGUUAACAAUUGUUGCAUUUUGUUAGAAACUGUUACAUGUUAAAUUGAUGGGAAAUGUUUAAACAUUUUAUAACAUCUAGUAUUGGCUCGCAGUUUGGUUUCACCUUUCGUUUUUGUUUUGUUAUAAAAUGUUUACUAACAUUACUAAACAUUUUCUAACGGCAGUGUGGGAGCACCAUUACUUAAACUGUAAAUAACUUUUAAAUACUAAGUUUUAUCAAAAAAGCCGUUACGGCCAUAAAUGUGUAGAGAUAUUUUCGGAAUUAAUAAAUUUAUAAAUGUAUUUUACGGGUAAUUAUAUUUACCAACAUAAUUAUAUUUAUUCAAUGAUCUCGGUGUUAAAACUUUUAAUAAUAGGAAAGUUAAACACUUUUUUUUAAUAUAGGCAGCGGUAGGUAUAGAAUAAACGGGUGGAUUUCUGACACCGAAAGUACACGUCAAUUCGGUGGCGUAAUAGGGUAGAAAAAAAGUUUAGAAGAAGAGAACAGUUUUUACAAAUCGUCAGAACGAAUCAUUCAUUAUGUUUGUAUGAGAAUACAAAAUGAUGACGCCAUUAAUAUGGCAUCAGUAUUUAUUGAAAUGUGGUAAAUCGUAGUCUCCUUAGUCUCCUAGUACAGUCAUGAGCAAUAUAAUGUACCCACUUUAGGACUCUGUCGCACUAACAUAUUUGACAUUUAGUGAGACUUACAGUUCCAUUUGUCGAAAAAGUUAAUGUGACAUGGUACCAAAGUGUACAUAUUAAUGCUCGUGACCGUACCCUAUUAUUUAUGAACGGUGAAACUACAGUUAUCGAUAUUUUUUGUAGAUAGAAUCGUAUUAUCUGUGAGACCCAUAUUUGUAGAAAACACUACGAAAUACAUGCGAAUAUACGCCACCGAAAUGACACUUUGGUAUCUUUGGUGGGCCACCGAAAUGACACGGUAGUAGCAUAGGAGCGCCAGCGAAAUGACACUGUUAUCUUUGGCGGACCACCGAAAUGACACGUUAGUAGCAUCAGGACGCCACCGAAAUGACACAUUAGUACCUUCGCUGGCUUAAAUUCGCCUAAACGCAUAGAUGAUGUAUUCAAUUUGUUUAAAUUUAAAACUAUUGUUUUACUGUUAUAACAAAUAAAACGGACAACCAACUCUAAUGAGAAGUUCAAAUGGUACAGAUUCCAACAGACACUCGCAUACUUACUAUCGUUAAAAUAUAGUACUUAUGAUACAUUUUAUUAGAAAAAGACGUCAUAGAAAAACGUGAUGCGGUUUCAAGUCCCGAGCCAGAUUUUUUCGAUUUAAUUUUCUUUUUAUGAGUUUACCUAAGCAUUGGUGAGAGCAAAAAAAAAUGUAAUCAAAGGUGUCACCUUUGCAAUAAGUAGAAAUCCACAUGUAACUGUAAUUAUCGGUCUAAGUAAUAUCAGUACUAAAUAUUCUAGAUACAUGGCGCUGGCGUCGGCUUAAUAACGAUACAUUUACCUGUUUAAAUCUUUUUAAAAUGUUUACGGCCAGGGUGACUAUUUCGGCGCCCGGUUUGGUCGCACCGCUCGCACCGCCCCAGGGCCACCUCUGAUACUACGCUAAUAAGUAAAUUAAAUCUGAUACCAAGAUCGUCAGGACUCGCGAAAUUACGCACUACCUUGAUCCAUUAUCAUGUUUAACAUUUCAUAACAACGACGUUUGAGUGGGUGAACUUAAAUAAAAAUCGUGGUGUCUUGUGGAAUCAGUACCAAUGUCCUAUACAGUGAUGUGGCGUUCCUGAGAAUGUUCCCACUUUGGGAACUUUCCCGGCAGUAAAAAGGCGCUAAACUUACGUAAAGAGACCUUUAUCUCUCCUUACCUGCCUAAAGGUUAGGUAUAGAUGAGACCAGAGUCCAAGAAAGUACAUUUUGAAAAAGAAAACCAGCCAGUGUAUUAAAAAGUUUUUACAACCGGAAUAUUUCUCACUUUCGGAACGUUCCUGUGAACAGCGCAUCGCUGGUCGUGUACAGUCAUGAGCAAUAUAAUGUACCCACUUUAGGACUCUGUUGCACUAACAUAUUUGACAUUUAGUGAGACUUACAGUUGAAUUUGUCAAAAAAGUUAAUGUGACAUGGUACCAAAGUGUAUACAUAUUAAUGCUCGUGACCGUACUCCGUUGAAUAUAGCUAUUAUCUAUGUCAGUUUAUAAUGUGCUGAUUAUACAGGAUGUUAGUGACAUUGUAACGAAAACUUUGAGGGAUGAUUGAGAGUUGAUAUCAAGUGAAAUUUCCUGUCGGAAAAUUCAUGAAAGUUUUAGUGUUUUUUUAAUUAAUAUCAGUCCCAUUCGGCCAGCUAUUUUAAAAGCUGCCACAGAAACGCUGUUUGAAUCAUCUAAUAAAGAUGUUAAGGCUGAGAUGAUCAGUCCCAUACUUUUGCGACGGAAAAUUCCACUUGAUAUCAACUUAGAAUAACGGUCUGAGUCAUCCCUCAUUUUUCGUUACGGUGUCACUUACACUCUGUAUUAUAAAUAGAUUAAAUUAAUUGGGUGGUUCUUCGAACGCGGCAAGUCACCAUUACCGGGUGUUGGGACCCUCACAACAGAUGGCGUAAGUGUAACGGUGAUCGAAAUUAUUAUUUUUGUCAUAGAUGAACGAAACUAAAUUAGCUCUACACUUUUUUGCCACUACUUGAAGGCCUAGAGAACCUACAAACAAUAAGAAAAUAUUAUAAAUACUUCCUAUUUGCUUCAGGUUUACUCUCUGAAGUUAUGUCUUCUUUUUGUUAUAAAUAAUCCUUUACAAAACUUUUUUAUACGUACGGUCACGAGUACUAAUAUAUGUAUACACUUUGAAACCGUGUCACAUUAACUUUUUUGACAAAUUAAACCGUCAGUCUCAUUAAAUGUCAAAUAUGAUAGUGCGACAGGGUUCUAAAGUGGGUACAUGAUAUUGCUCAUGACUGUAGUAUAUAAUAAUAAGUAAUAAAAAUAACAUUUAAGAAGGAACAAUAAUAUCGGACCCAGAGAAAACCUGAACACCUGAACCUGAAGAAAAUAGGAAGGAUUUAUAAUAUGUUUUAUUGUUUGUAUGUUCUCUAGCCCUUCAAGUAGUGGCGAAAAGGUGUAGAGCUCAUUUAGCUUAGUUUGUCUAUGAUAAGGGCUUUUGGCGGGAAACGGGAACGGGAUAGUUGCUUUCUUCAUUGAAUAAUCUAAAUAAUUAAUACGAAGUGGUGUUUUGUGGUUAAUGAUCGCAUUAAGUUAGUCGGAAGACAUUCGCGAGUGUUAUUAUGUCGGAGUAUUCAAUAAACAAAGUGUAUCUGCCUAUUUUCGCUUCGUGCCAAGAAGCCGCUUCAUAACUGGAAAGUCUAUGCGGACUUUUGAGUUCAUUCGUUUGGGGUUCGGAGUAGGAGUCUACUCCGAGGGUGGGGGCUUAGGUUUCAUCAUCAUCACCUUUCA
Molecule: messenger RNA, 8587 nt
Organism: Pectinophora gossypiella (pink bollworm)
Lineage: Eukaryota; Metazoa; Arthropoda; Insecta; Lepidoptera; Gelechiidae
Exons: 11
Coding region: 248-3295 (1015 amino acids)
Cellular component (GO): nucleus
Molecular function (GO): histone binding
Source: RefSeq, a predicted model, not a curated record